Aspergillus chevalieri is the source of this 1095-nucleotide messenger RNA. RefSeq names its product 3-isopropylmalate dehydrogenase LEU2 (gene leu2A). The transcript has 6 exons. Gene Ontology annotation, cellular component: cytosol. Gene Ontology annotation, molecular function: magnesium ion binding; NAD binding; 3-isopropylmalate dehydrogenase activity. The record is from RefSeq and is a predicted model, not a curated record. Gene Ontology annotation, biological process: L-leucine biosynthetic process. NCBI's taxonomy places the organism in Eukaryota, Fungi, Ascomycota, Eurotiomycetes, Eurotiales, Aspergillaceae. The coding region runs from base 1 to 1095 and encodes 364 amino acids.
AUGGCCCCGUACAACAUCGUUGUCUUUGCCGGAGACCACUGCGGUCCCGAGGUUACCGCUGAGGCUCUCAAGGUCCUGCGUGUCAUUGAGAAGAGCCGCGAUGACCUCAGCUUCAACCUUCAGGAUCACUUGCUUGGUGGUGCAUCGAUCGAUUCGACUGGAUCUCCCCUGACCGACGAGGCCCUGGAGGCUGCUAAGAACGCUGACGCCGUUCUGCUCGGUGCCAUUGGAGGACCGAAAUGGGGAACCGGCGCCGUCCGCCCCGAACAAGGCCUCCUCAAACUCCGCAAGGAAAUGGGCACCUUCGGUAACCUCCGUCCCUGCAACUUCGCCGCCCCCUCUCUCGUCGAAGGCUCCCCUCUCCGCGCUGACGUCUGCCGCGGCGUCGACUUCAACAUCAUCCGUGAAUUGACUGGUGGUAUCUACUUCGGCGACCGCAAGGAAGACAACGGCGAUGGCUACGCGCUCGACACGGAGCCGUACUCGCGCGCCGAAAUCGAGCGCAUUACCCGUCUCGCGGCGAACAUGGCCCUGCAGCACAACCCACCUCUCCCCGUGUGGAGCUUGGACAAGGCUAAUGUGCUCGCGACGAGUCGGUUGUGGCGUAAGGUUGUCACGGAGGUUAUGGAGAAGGAGUUCCCGCAGGUGCAGAUCGGACACCAGCUUAUUGACUCUGCGGCUAUGAUCAUGGUGAAGGACCCGAGGAAGUUGAAUGGCAUUAUUGUUACUAGCAACUUGUUUGGUGAUAUUAUCAGUGACGAGGCGAGUGUUAUCCCUGGUUCACUGGGUCUGCUUCCCAGUGCCAGUUUGAGUGGUAUUCCCGAUGGAAAGAGCAAGGUAAACGGUAUCUAUGAGCCUAUUCACGGCUCCGCCCCCGACAUCGCCGGCAAGGGCAUUGUCAACCCUGUCGCCGCCAUCCUCUCCAUCGCCAUGAUGAUGCAGUACUCCUUCAACCGCAUGGCCGAGGCCAAGGCCAUCGAGACCGCUGUGCGGAACGUGAUCGAGGCUGGUGUCCGCACUGGUGACCUUGGCGGCAAGUCGACGACUGCGGAGGUUGGUGAUGCUGUGGCUGCGGAGUUGGAGAAGCUGCUGUAG